AGAAGAAGGGGAAAGUGGAAUAAUGUGGGAAAGGGGGGGUGGAAGUGGGAAUAGAGGUGGAAUUGUGGACUUCAGAGCUAUUCAGAGUUAUUCCAUGCCCUCUCCUGCAAUUUUUGUAAAAGAGGAAGGAAGUUCGAGAUCAAGUAACACCAUCUCCGCCGUGACGGCGGCCACAACGGCGGCUACAAUGACGACAGCAGUUUCCGGCGAGGAGAGAACAAGAAGAAGAUACAGAGGAGUAAGACAAAGGCCAUGGGGAAAAUGGGCUGCCGAAAUUCGUGACCCUCAGAAAGCCGCCCGUGUCUGGCUCGGCACUUUCGACACUGCAGAGGCCGCCGCCCGAGCCUACGACGGCGCCGCCUUGCGCUUCCGUGGCAGCAAAGCCAAGCUCAACUUCCCUGAAUUCGUCUCUGUCUUUCCACCGUCGUCUUUGCCGCCGGCCACCCAUUUGGCGCCGUCUCCAGUGGUGGCUCCGCCGCAAGAUGUCCCCGGAAACUAUCUACAGUAUUCUCAUUUGGUUCAGAACUCCGCCGAGACCUCCAGCCAGCCUGCGCCGACUUUUGAGAGGGUGCUCUGUAAUUCGCCAUUUGUGAAUCCAUCCUCUUCGGUUUCUUCUUCUGGCAUUUCGAAUUUUGCUUUUCCAUUCCCUCAACAGCAGCUUAGAUACUACCGGCCACCGGAAAAUCAGAGCCAAGGGGGCGGGGAUUCUUCGAUGCCGUCGCCGACGGGAUUAAUCUAUCGUCCUCCGGCGACCGGUUGACGGUUUAUGAUUGGACAAUUGAAAUCUUGUAGUGCCCACUGCCACUAAAAUUUGAAAGUUAUUUAAUAUUUAAAAACAAAAAAACAAAAAAAACAAAAAAACAAAAAUUACAAUUUUUUAGAAUGUGAGGGUUAAAAACAUUUUGCUGCCUCAACUUCAAUAGCAAUAGAAGUAUUAAUUUAAUCCUUAUAUUUAAAUUUGUAAUAAUUCAGAUCUUUAAUAAGUUGGAUUCAGGAUUCAGUUUUUAUA
Messenger RNA from Benincasa hispida (wax gourd), 1009 nucleotides. RefSeq lists its product as uncharacterized. Gene Ontology annotation, molecular function: DNA-binding transcription factor activity; DNA binding. The record is from RefSeq and is a predicted model, not a curated record. Gene Ontology annotation, biological process: regulation of DNA-templated transcription; ethylene-activated signaling pathway. Lineage: Eukaryota; Viridiplantae; Streptophyta; Magnoliopsida; Cucurbitales; Cucurbitaceae.